AUGGCCUACCGCUACAUAACCCAAGCCGUCAUCGUCGGCACGCGCGUCAUCGGCCGCGCCUUCGCCGAAGCGUACAAGCAAGCGUCGGCAUCGAGCCAGUACCAACGGGCGCAGGCCAAGAACGGCGGCGGCGGCGUGUCGGGGCGGGCGAGCUUGAACACUGGCAUGACGCUGGACGAGGCGUGCAAGAUUCUCAAUGUGAAGCCGCCGCAGAACGGCAAGGGCGACCUGGACGAGGUCAUGGAACGCUUCAAGCGCCUGUUUGACAAUAACGACCCCAAGAAGGGCGGUUCCUUUUACCUCCAGAGCAAGAUUCUGCGCGCGCGGGAGCGCCUCGAGGCCGAGAUAAAACCGGCCAUGGAGAAGGCGGCGCAGGAAGCGGAGGUGAAAGAGGGGUGGAAUCCGAAGCUCUAUAAGGAUAGGUAG
Molecule: messenger RNA, 426 nt
Organism: Parathielavia appendiculata
Lineage: Eukaryota; Fungi; Ascomycota; Sordariomycetes; Sordariales; Chaetomiaceae
Product: protein transporter
Exons: 2
Coding region: 1-426 (141 amino acids)
Biological process (GO): protein import into mitochondrial matrix
Cellular component (GO): TIM23 mitochondrial import inner membrane translocase complex
Source: RefSeq, a predicted model, not a curated record